Wickerhamiella sorbophila is the source of this 1680-nucleotide messenger RNA. RefSeq lists its product as hypothetical. The record is from RefSeq and is a predicted model, not a curated record. The transcript has a single exon. NCBI's taxonomy places the organism in Eukaryota, Fungi, Ascomycota, Dipodascomycetes, Dipodascales, Trichomonascaceae. Bases 1 to 1680 code for a protein of 559 amino acids.
AUGUUGUUUGGCCUGUUCAAAACACCCCAUGAAAAGAACAUUGAAUUCAAACGUGCUGAGAGAGCGUCUCGCAUCGCUGCCUUGCCUGAAAUUUACAAGCAGCCAGUGACCCAUGAGGAACAGAUUCUACUGGACAAACCUGCCCGAGAGGUUGUCGACCUGAUCCAGAAAGGAGAGUUGGAGCCGAUUGACGUUCUCCACGCAUACGGGAAACGUGCAAUUGAGUCUCAGGAGAAGAUUAAUCCCCUGACGGAGAUUAUGAUUUCUGAUGCGGAGGAGUGGGCCAAGAACUGCAACCGUAAGGGGCCCCUGGCCGGCUUCCCUGUGUCCAUCAAAGACUCACUCAACGUUAUUGGCUACGACUCUUCAAUUGGCUUUUCCAAGUACGUUAAACAGCCUGCUCAAACAGAGUCCGCUGCUGUCAAAAUGCUUAGAGACGCUGGUGCCGUGCUAUACGUCAAAACUAACAUCCCGCUCACUCUUCACACCAUUGAAUGCUAUAACGAUAUAUUCGGUGUGACAGAGAAUCCUCACAAAGGCGGCUACACACCUGGUGGCUCAUCGGGGGGUGAAGGAGCCCUCAUUGGUUGGGGCGGCUCUCGCUUGGGCGUGGGCACAGAUGUUGCCGGAUCUAUUCGUGUCCCUGCUCACUUUUGCGGUAUUUACGGGUUGAGGCCUAGUACGGAGCGCUUCCCAUCGAGCGGACAGCGGCCACCAGCACCUGGCCAAGACGGUAUUAUGUCGUCCACCGGCCCCAUGUGUCGCACAAUGGAUGAUCUUACGUUUUUCAUGAAGACUAUGGUUGACAUGAAACCGUGGGAGUACGACUUUUCAUGCAUUCCUUUGCCUUGGCGUGAAGUUGAAUUGCCCAAAAAGAUCAAGUUCGGCGUCAUGUGGUCUGAUGGCAUUGUUGAUCCUUCGCCCGCCUGCCAUAGAGCACUGCAAAUGACCGUUGAUGCUGUUAAAAAGCAGGGCCACGAAGUAGUGGACUUUGUUAUUCCUGACGCCCUAUAUGGACACGCUCUUGGUGGAAAGGUCAUCUGCUCCGAUGGUCUUGAACAGACUUCUUCGGGACGAUACUUUGGAGAGCGGAACGAUAAAGGUGUCGAUCGUGCAAAGUGGUUCGGUCGUCUGCCCCGCUUUGUGAAACGUAUCUAUGCUUGGUUUGUUGAGAACGUUUGGGGUGAUAAAGUUUGGGCCACUGUAAUUCGCAGGUUCGAUCAACAUAGCAUUCUUGAGCACCGCGAAAACACCUACAAGAAGUUCCAGUGGCGUCAAAAGGUAUUCGAUGCCUGGAAAGAGUCCGGAAUCGACUUUUUAUUGACAGUCCCCCACUCUACUCCCGCUUUCCCUCAUUACACUUUCUAUGACUCGUUUACCGGACUUGACUACACCUUCUUGUUCAACAUUCUUGACUAUACUGCUGGUGUGUUGCCUGUAACCCACGUUGAUCGCAUGAAGGAUCAGCUGCCCCCCGACUUCAAGUUGUCGAAACUCAAUGGCGUUGCUAGGGGAACUUUCAAGUGCUACGACGCAGAGAAGAUGCAUGGACUUCCCGUGGGUGUGCAGAUCGUUGGUCGUCGCAGCGAAGAGGAAAAGGUACUGAAGGGUAUGGAAUUGCUUGAGGAGGCGCUACAUGCUAAUGGCGUAGUUUAUCAGCAGCUCAAUGCUUCGGUUUAA